Sinocyclocheilus anshuiensis is the source of this 1727-nucleotide messenger RNA. Its product is annotated as glutaminyl-peptide cyclotransferase-like. The record is from RefSeq and is a predicted model, not a curated record. Lineage: Eukaryota; Metazoa; Chordata; Actinopteri; Cypriniformes; Cyprinidae. Bases 714 to 1703 code for a protein of 329 amino acids. The transcript is spliced from 7 exons. Gene Ontology annotation, molecular function: glutaminyl-peptide cyclotransferase activity; zinc ion binding.
GAAGCGCAGUCAAAAGAGGCUGCAGCAGACUGUAUACCCCCAUUACAAGCCUUAAUAAAAGAAGACAAUAGAAAAGGACACACCGCUUUUGUUAGUUCGCCAUGCACUCGUAUUUUGAACAUCUAGCGACGUCAGAUGCGUCCCCAGUGAUGGGAGAGCGCUGACUUUCUUGGGUUGAGUGGCUGAAGUCCAGCUCCAGUGUUGACAGAGUUCAUUCAGUUAUUGCAUGAUUAAUAGACGCGGCUUAGUGACUCCAGACGGAAGGGCGCAAACUUUGUUGACUUCGCGUAUUUUUUGCUCUUGGAAGUAGCUAUUAAAGACGUUCCUGGUGGUAUUUAAGUUCUUUAACAAGGUAAAAUCGCCUUAUUUAAUGUGAAAUGUGACGUUUUGAACGGGAAAAGUAAUGUUAGUAGAGUAAAAGUCGUCUCUGGUUCUUGUUUACGAGGCAAUUUAAGAGGUAGAAAAGGUAGUAUUCGUGUAGAAAACACUUUAGUAAAACAUUACCCGUUUCGUUGGGCUCUGAAAUGUCAUAUAAAUUAGUGUUUUGUACAGUACGGUGACAAUAGCGAUAGUGGACAAAGCUGGCCGUUUAAAGUACUGACGUGUCCUUUGGCGUGCGUGCGGUCAGUGCCAACGCUGGAGGGACACGCCUGUCGCCGUCGCCGUCGCCCCAGCAUCUUUAACCGGGAGUCAGCCGUCAACGCCACGUCAGAAUGUCAAGAGCCGACCGAAGACCCAAAGCUUUGCACGCCAAUAACGUGCUGCUGCUGUGUCUCUGCGGCGCGCUCUCGCUGGCCAUGAUUCUGGCGCUGUAUCUGUCUGCAGAGCCCGGCAGCACCCUACAGCAGCAUGCUGCACAUCUCAUCAGCGACAGGAAUGCUCAUAAGCCAAAUAAACACUCUGUGGCACAAAUAAAGAAGUUUGCAGCACAGGUGGACGGGCAUCGGCUCUGGGAGACUCACCUGCGGCCCCUGCUAAUUGAACGAGUGCCCGGGACUGCAGGCAGUCAGACCAUACGGCAGCAUAUCUUGUCCCAGCUGGAUUCACUGUCAGCAGGAUGGACACUGGAAGAGAAUUCCUUCGUUUCAUCCACCCCGCAGGGUAAAGUGACCUUCACCAAUGUGCUAGCAGUUCUGGACCCCACGGCUCCUCGCAGGCUGCUUCUAGCAUGCCACCAUGACUCAAAGAUCUUACCUGCAGACCCUAAAAACCCCAAGCGGGUGUUUGUGGGUGCCAGUGAUUCAGCCAUACCCUGUGCUAUGAUCUUGGAGCUGGCCACUGCUCUGGACACACAGCUUAAAGCUCUAAAACUGCAGAGGUCUGCUGUUACAUUGCAGUUGGUGUUUUUUGAUGGAGAGGAGGCUUUUGAGGAAUGGACAGAAACAGACUCUCUCUACGGUUCUCGUCAUCUGGCUGAACUUAUGACCCGUACUCCCCACCCUUCUGGAUCCACCAAAACCACUCUUCUCCAGGCAGUGGAUCUGUUAGUCCUGCUGGACCUGCUUGGUGGCCCAGAACCAUUGAUUGUCAAUCACUUUGAUAACACAGCCAGAUGGUUUGACCGACUGAUCACUGCAGAGAAGCGGCUCCACAAACAGGGUUUGUUGACAUCUCACCCAUCAGAACAGAGUUACUUCAGGAAAGAUUUUUAUCUUGGUCCCGUGCAGGAUGACCACAUUCCAUUUUUAAACAGAGGUCAGUAAACAGUCAGACAACAUAUGCUACUA